CUUCACAUCUAUUCCUUUCACUUCAUCACUCACCUCACCUCGAACACCACCCAUAAAGCUGCACGGUCUUUGCUUUUACCGUGUUGGCCACGUCUUUAUCGCUCCCUUUGCAAAUUUCUCAAAGACUUUGCCGAAAUUAUACCUACUCUUUUUGCAGCCUGCGCCACGGCACUUGGUGCCUACAUACUUUGAAGCUGUCUCCGCCCCCGAAACGAGACAACGGCCGUUCGCUCUACAAUAUAACAGCGAUUCCUUUUCGCCUCCACGAUCGUUUCCAUAGUCCUUCUCGGCGCUCAGCGAAACCUUGGGCUCCCUUUUACCGUCUCCAUCCUCGCCUUCAUUAAGCGAACCUCAUCCACGAACACCCCUCUCCCCACCCAUCUCCGAACAUCACCUGUCGCUUUUUGCUCGCCGCAACAAUUCGACGAAGAUGGCGCCUCCACGGGCUCCUCGCAGCAUGACGUCGCAGCCUACGCGCGACACCCGUAACUCUACUGUUGGGGCCAAGACGUCGCGCGGUGGCGGCAUUCAGAAGCGCCGCGGUGGCAGAACCCAAGUCGACAGGGACGGAGACCUUGACAUGGGUAGCGCCGCCGGAGGAAGUGGCACACGUCGACCAAAUAGUAGAGCAGCCCCGGCUGACACGAACAACUCGCGACCUCGGGGAUCAACAAGAUCUGGCGCUCCCUCCGGCAAGCCAGGCUCGAAAGUACACCAAGCGAUUGCCCGACACUUGGACACUGGCGAUGGAAAUGAUCUGGUAUCAAGGAGGAAGCCACAGAGCUCUGGCCUUGUCUGGCUGACCGUCAAGGGUCUGAAGGAGAGCAAGGCCGCAAGCAAUGACGACGGCGGUCUACGUGAUCUGUUGAUGUUCCUGGAGCGGAAAGCCACCACCCUGUCCGGCCGCAACAAAACGGUGCACAUCAAGAAGUCGAGUUUGAGAGGGGACUUGGUCAACAUUGCGGCAAGCAAGGAAGAUGCGGAGGAAAUUCUCAAAGUCAAUACCUUCACGUUUGCUGGAACGCAGUUGGAGAUCUCUGAUAGUGACGGAUCGAUCGCCAAGGCGAACGAAGCAUCCGCGGCAGCGCAAGAGACAAAGCAGAAGCUCCAAAGCAUCAUGUCACUCCGUUAUGACAUGGAAAACAAGCUCUUGAGACUGGACGCCCUGAACCAAGACGAAGGCCUGAUACAAAUGGGAAUGCUGGAGUCUAAAGACAGGGCCGAGAAGCUCUUCAAGGUCAUGAUGAGGAUUUGCGACGAGCUCUUCAAGACACCCCAAGCCAAGAUCGAUGCCAUCCACAGCAUCAGCCUGGCCAACAAUAACAUCGACACUGUUGCGCAAGUCGAGGAGAUGGCGGAUACGUUCCCCGAUCUCAAGAACCUCGACCUCAGCGGGAACCAGAUUGUGUCUGUCGCGGGCCUGUGGAGAUGGCGCCAGAAGCUCAAGAAGCUAGAGACCCUGUACCUGACGGGAAACCCACUGCCAGUCGCGGAGCCCAAGGUGGUGCUCGAGCUGUUGCACUUCUUCCCCAAGCUGCAGGUCCUGAAUGGUGAGCAAUUGACACCAGAACGGAUUGCGGAAAUCAAGGCAGCAGGCCGACCAAAGCCGAUUCCCCAGCGCGGACCCGACUUCCGUGACGUAGCCGGCAUCGGAGAGGCCUUCCUGCUCGAGUUCUUCCUCGGCUUCGACACGGACCGCACAGGUCUACUAGCCAAGUACUACGACGACAACAGCCAAUUCUCUCUGGCUGUGGAUACCCAUUCCGUCAGAGACGAGAAUCUGCCACAGCCGCUUCCCUGGUCUUCAUACAUCAAGCAGUCUCGGAAUCUGAUGAAGAUUACGACCCCAGCCGCCCGAGCCGCGAGACUCAUCACCGGAAGGGAGGCGACGUGGAACCUCUGGAACGACCUUCCGAAAACACAGCACCCGGACAUCAAGUCGGACAUCAGCAAGUACAUUAUGGACUGCCAUCUCCUGCCUGGUCUCGCCGACCCGACCGGCCAGACCGCCGGCGGAGUUGACGGCAUGAUCAUCUCCGUGCAUGGUCAAUUUGAAGAAUGUGACAAGUCCGGUAAGACGGGUCUCCGAAGCUUUUCUCGCACAUUCGUCCUGGGACCCGGACGACCCAACAGCAACCCCAUUCGCGUCGUGAGCGACAUGCUCUCCCUCAGGGCUUACAACCCGCUCCCCAACAUCUUCGUUGCCGAGGGCCAAGCCCCGUCAGCGCAAGAACAAGAACAGCGCCAGGCCAUGAUUGCCGAACUAUCAAAGCAGACGACAAUGACACCCACAUACUCAGAAAUGUGCCUGUCAGACGUCGCGUGGGACUUCACCAGGGCCUUGGCAGUCUUCCACGAGAAAAAGGCUCAAUUGCCAGCCGAAGCAUUCGCCAGCGUCUAGAGAAUGCUGUGCUCGUCUCGCCCACUUUGGGGGCGUUGAGGAACUCGGAGGACAAGGGUGGAUUAGGAAAAGACCACGCUGGGGCCGUCCAAGUACGACAUCGGACGUCUGGCCCACAACAGCGAUAUAUUGGAAGGAGGGAAGAAAAGGUAUCUCCACACGCCGAGGAUCAAAGCAAGAUUGGGUAGGGGUCCUUGACAAAUGUCCAGGGCUCGGAAGAUAGGAGGUUAGGAGGAAGCCGUCACUUACCCCAUGUGUGAGGCGGAACUAGAGGAAAGAAAAUCAGAGAUGGUCUUGGCAAUGGAAAGGGGGAAUCCAACGGCACUCGUAUAUACUUUUGCUCGGGUAUCAAAGCGCGUCAUAGAGGCAGCGGUAUGUUUUUUGGUACUUGGGGAUUGUUGCUGUUACAGUCUUGGACGGCGUACCAAGAAAAUAUCAUCAAAUUGCCCACAUGAAAGGGUCGUUAUAAACCA
Messenger RNA from Colletotrichum destructivum, 2874 nucleotides. Its product is annotated as Putative nuclear transport factor 2 domain, TAP (TAP-C) domain, UBA-like superfamily. Gene Ontology annotation, biological process: poly(A)+ mRNA export from nucleus. The coding region runs from base 431 to 2401 and encodes 656 amino acids. The record is from RefSeq and is a predicted model, not a curated record. The transcript has 3 exons. Gene Ontology annotation, cellular component: nucleus. Lineage: Eukaryota; Fungi; Ascomycota; Sordariomycetes; Glomerellales; Glomerellaceae. Gene Ontology annotation, molecular function: protein binding; RNA binding.